AUGGGCUACAACUUUGCCCAGGGACUGGGCGAGCUCCGCGAGGCCGUUCAUCAAUAUGAGCCCAGCCGUAUCAAGACUCACGUUGAUCACGCUUUAGCUAAGACCGACCCGCGCAUCGUCGCUCAGACGCAGCCCAGUCAUAGUCAAAAAUACCUUGGUGAGACUCAAGAUAGACCUGCCGACGUCGACCUGGAAUUUGACAGCUAUGAGCAGGACUGCAAUAUGAUGGCCAGCGACGUCGUGGGUGGCAAAGCUGUGGACCCACCUAGUCUCGACGCGGCCCCGCCCUUCAUCGAUGUCUACUUCUCGACGAUACAUUCCCCCUACCCCUUUGUUCCACAGUCCGUCUUUAGGAAGGCCUACCACAAGGUUCAAGAUUCCCGCAAUGAGAAGAGACGUCUCGAUAGCACUCGGCUCGCACUAAUGUAUGUCAUUUGCGCCAUUGGCGCCUACUAUACAUCCUUCACUGGGAAGGAUUCCGGCAUAGGCACACUUCACGAGGUCUACUUCCUGCAUGCUCAUUCCUUGACCGCUCCAAGCCCAGACAGUCUUAAGGGCAAGGGCCUCCUCAAGGCCGAGAGUCGACGACGAGUGUGGUAUUCCAGCUGCGUCCUGGACCACUUGCUUUCUUUCCAGCUAGGACUGCCGCCAGCCAUCCACGACUAUGAUUGUCAUGUUCCAUUGCCGUCCCGGACUGGCGACUCUGACACCGACUGGGACGGCACUCAUCUUGCCACGGCGGAGGAGGAUUCGUCGUCCACCAUUGAUUACUUUCUUGCGGUUAGUGCCUUUUCCGGGAUUGUUGGCCACACCCUACGCGAUCUGUACGGCCCGAAGAGGAACCAGCGUACCACAGAUGACCUGGUUAGUACCAAAGACCUGGACCAGCGCCUUGUGAACUGGAAACUGGAGUUGCCUGGAAGGCCCCGUAUCGACCUGGGCCACGCCUUUGAGAAAUCUUUCAUCUUCAAAAGACAGUGCAACAAGUUGGCUAUCAAGUUCCACCAUCUCCGCGCCCUCAUCCACAGGCCAUAUCUGUGCUAUCCACUCUUGAGACAUCUGGACGACGCCAACGUGGGCCUCAUGCAAACUGACUGGUCUGUAAUUAGUUUCUAUGAGAAGAGCUGCGUCAUGGAGGCGCGGAAGACGGCCCGCCUGAUGUAUGGCAUCUCUACCGAGGAGGCCUUAGUGCACGACUUUCCCUGGUGGCAAAUGAUCUCGUCUCUGAUAUGUUCCGGCUGCAUCCUGCUCGGUUCGAGCAUCUUCACCCAGCCGACGGAUGACACCUUUGCUGAAUACGCGAAUGCUCUGUCCGAUGACGCUGAGACGUGCCUCAAGGUAUUUGAGGCCUUGAGUCUCAACUCGACUGGCGCCCGGAUUGCGCGGGACAUGACGGAGAGACUGAGAGAAUGUGGCGUGAAGUGGAGACAAGCCACGUGCACCUCUCCGCCCACACACUCUCCUCCCAAUCUGCACGGGCAACACAUAUCACUGUCGGAGGGUGUGGUGCCGAUACCCCAGGACUGGCCAGCAGAAAUCGUGGACUCCAUGGCCUGGUCCGCUCAGUUUUCCGGUGCUGUUCAGUCUGGGUGGCAGUUGUGA
This is a messenger RNA of Fusarium keratoplasticum, 1602 nucleotides long. RefSeq lists its product as uncharacterized. The transcript has 6 exons. Lineage: Eukaryota; Fungi; Ascomycota; Sordariomycetes; Hypocreales; Nectriaceae. The record is from RefSeq and is a predicted model, not a curated record. Gene Ontology annotation, biological process: DNA-templated transcription. Gene Ontology annotation, molecular function: zinc ion binding; DNA binding. The coding region runs from base 1 to 1602 and encodes 533 amino acids.